AUGGCUACAGAGCAGUGGUUCGUAGGGCCGCUACCCCUGGGCCCUGGAGAAACACCACCUCCGGAAGACUUGGAAUCAGGCACACAGCCCUGCGGAGACCCCUCAUGGUCGACCCCCCCUAGCAGGCCUGGGGACCCACCGGAGCCAGAGCCGGAGGAUGCCCAGGGACAGCUGCCAGAGGCCCCUGCUUGCACACCUUCCCCUAAGCCUCUGGCCCCCAGCCCUGCGCCAGCCCCUCCUCGCCUAUCCCUGGACACCAUGUUCAGCCCCAUCACUGAACAGCUUUGCUACCUGCUCAAGAAGGCUGAUGAUUUCCAGAGCUACUUGCUUUACAGCAGAGAGCAAGUACACAAGGAACAGCUGGCAAAGGUCAUGCCCACCUUCUUACGGAUGUGUGAGCCCUACUUCCUGUACUUGGAAGCAGCUGCCAGGAGUGUGCCCCCCAUCUUUGGAGCCCUGCAGGAGCUGGUCCGAAAAAGGCUGUUGGAGAUCUCUCAACAGCUGACCCUGCGCCUGGAGCAGCUGGUCCUCAUGUAUGCCUCCUUUGGGUUUGUGGACCUAGAGGAGACUGACCCCCAGAGCAUUUCCUGUUUCUUCUGUGGGAGGUUCUCCAUCGGCCCUUCCCACGAGGUGUCCAUCUUCAGAUACUUUGCCCCAGCAGCCUACAAUGCCAGCCGCUUCCCCCGAUGCCUCUAUAAGAAGAUGCGUUGGAACCUGGAAACCACCCCAGAGCCCAGCAGCCAGGGGCAAGAUUCCCACGUGGAUUACUACUUCCUAUGCUAUCGAGAUACAUGGGAAGACACAGGCAAGAGUCCAGCCAAUUCGUGCCCCCAGAUCCAGAAGCUGUGGUCCAUCGGCCGAUGGGUGCCCCUAGGACCAGCCGAGGAUGACCUUUAUUCAUGGAUUUUGUGCCCGCAGCCGCCUGGGGACUACCAGCAGCUGCUGACCAUCGGCUUCGAGGAGCCGUCGCAUAUGCUGGCCACCGACCUGCUGGUGCAGAUCCUCACAAGCCAGGCAGGCCCGGCCCGGCCCCCGAGCGCGGCGGGGCCCGCGGCUUGGGCCGCGCAGGGGUCUUGA
Cynocephalus volans (Philippine flying lemur) is the source of this 1077-nucleotide messenger RNA. RefSeq names its product chromosome 10 C19orf67 homolog (gene C10H19orf67). The record is from RefSeq and is a predicted model, not a curated record. The transcript is spliced from 6 exons. Bases 1 to 1077 code for a protein of 358 amino acids. NCBI's taxonomy places the organism in Eukaryota, Metazoa, Chordata, Mammalia, Dermoptera, Cynocephalidae.